Molecule: messenger RNA, 1522 nt
Organism: Hibiscus syriacus
Lineage: Eukaryota; Viridiplantae; Streptophyta; Magnoliopsida; Malvales; Malvaceae
Product: WAT1-related protein At4g19185-like
Exons: 7
Coding region: 284-1468 (394 amino acids)
Cellular component (GO): plasma membrane
Molecular function (GO): transmembrane transporter activity
Source: RefSeq, a predicted model, not a curated record
CGAAACUCAAAGGGAAUAGACAAAAAAUGAAGACAGAAGCAGCAAACGAAGCUCCAAGGGCAGCAUGCAGUUGUUAUCCAACAACCGCUUUUUGGUUCCUUUGAAGACACCCUUUUGUUUUGUCACCUAACACGAACCAGAAACCCAUUCAAUUCUCUGAGGUUGUAAAAUUCAGUUUCCCCACUCUCAUAAUCCAAAUCACCAAAAAGACUUCUCAUUUUUUUUAAAAAUUUUCCCCCUUGCUGCAAUUCCCUGCCGUCUGGUUGGAGUGAGAAGGAAGGACAUGGCGGGAGUGAACGGAGGGUUUGAGAAGGAAGCAUGGAAAGCUAAUGCCUCCAUGGCUUUGGUUCAACUCAUCAAUGGAGGCUAUCAUGUAAUUACCAAAGUAGCCCUCAAUGUCGGUGUCAACCAGCUUGUUUUCUGCGUCUUCCGUGAUCUGCUUGCUCUCUCCAUUCUUGCCCCCGUCGCCUAUGUCCGUGAAAAAAGGAUUCGACCUCCUAUGACUAAACGCCUCCUCCUCUCAUUCUUCUUCCUUGGCUUAACUGGGAUAUUUGGGAACCAGCUUUUAUUCCUCAUUGGUCUGAGCUACACAAAUCCAACUUAUGCUGCUGCCAUACAACCUUCAAUUCCAGUCUUUACCUUUCUCUUGGCUCUAAUCAUGGGUACAGAAAGAGUGAAUUUUCUCAAAACUGAAGGUCAAGCAAAGGUUGGAGGUACCCUAAUCUGUGUUUCUGGUGCAAUAUUAAUGGUUCUGUUUCGUGGUCCGGCUUUGCUUGGACAGCCAAAUGCAGACCUUGUUGCCCAAAAUGACCUAAUUUCCAGGGGUCGACCAGAGCCUGCCGGAUGGCUUAUGUCUAGUAUUCUCGAGUUCGGACUCGAUCAUUGGCAUAUUGGAGUUCUAUGCUUGAUAGGGAACUGUAUGUGCAUGGCUGCUUUCCUGGCCUUUCAGGCUCCAGUUUUAGCCAAGUAUCCCGCCAACAUUUCCGUGACCGCGCUUUCCUAUUCGUUCGGUGCUAUAUUGAUGGUAAUCACAUCAUUUCUAGUCACCAAUGAGUCAACAGACUGGCAUCUGACACAGUCCGAGCUUCUUGCCGUCGUGUAUGCUGGAGUUGCAGCAUCGGCUCUUACCUACGGACUCCUGACAUGGUCGAAUAAAAUCCUGGGGCCGGCUUUAGUCGCUCUCUAUAAUCCACUUCAACCUGCGGCAUCUGCUUUUCUAUCGAGGAUUUUCCUUGGAAGUCCGAUUUAUUUGGGAAGUGUUAUCGGAGGAUUUCUAAUAAUCGCCGGUCUAUAUAUCGUCACUUGGGCAUCCUACAGAGAAAGAAACUCGGCUACGGCUAUAAUGCCUCAGGUUGUACGGUCCUCGGAACCACUCAUUCCCAAAGAUGCAUCAAGUCACAAGAACACGUACCAGAGAGCUCGCGUUCUCUCGGAACCAUCGUUUUUGUCAGCAAAGUCCAGCGAUUAGCUGUAUGAUCAGAUCUGAUUCAUUAAAAAUACAUGUUCAAAAUGCCGCAGAGGA